UCCGCGAGCGGCCGCUUCUGUGUGCAGCUGGCCUGGUGAUCGGGACGGGUUCGGCAGUCUACUUUUAUAACAAAUAUUACGGCGACGGUGAGGAUGAACCGGCCACCUUGGAGAUCGUGGACCGUGUUGUCACGUUUGAAGAGGAUCAUGAUCCCACCCUGGACCAGGAGGACCCAGUCCUUGUUCAGUUUGUGGAUGAGGAGGUUGGGCAGCGUCCCUGUCUGGCUUUAGUCCCUUGGUCUGGACCUCUGUGGGUUCCCAGCUCUCUGACUUAUUACCUUACCCUUGCUGGGAGGAUGAUAGUGAGAGAGCUGGCAGUGUUAAACACACAGAUUUUCAUGAUGGAGCAGCCUAUUUUCUCCUGUUUCACUCCUGUAGGGAGGUUGGUGUGGGAGGAACUGUCUUCUCAAACUGAACAGAAUGUGGAUGAGGAGGUUCAGCAGCAGCCCGGUCUGACUUUAAUCUCUUGGUCUGGACCUCAGUGGGUUUCAAGCGCCCCUGUCAAACUGCAGCCAACGUAUUGCCUUACCCAUACUGGGAACGCGCUGGUGAGAGAGCUGUCAGUAUUAAAUACACAGAUUUUCAUGAUGGAGAAGCCCAUUUUCAUCUGUUUCACUCCUGUAGGGAGGAUGGUGUGGGAGGAACUGACUUCUCAAACUGAACAGCCAAAUAGUGAAGACUCUGGUUUUCCCUUUGAGAAGAUGCAGCUGGUUGGGAACUGGGGUUCGUUUCAUUUCCAUACCUGGAUAAUCCGUUAUGGACGAGUGCAGCAAAACGAAGAGGACAUGCAUCACCUGUGCAUUGUGAGGGGAGUGGAGAAACAGCUGUGGUGGAGCAGAGUCAUUCAGGAAAAAAUCCUGGACCCAUGGGGUAAUGUCCAGGUGGUCCUCACCAACAAGGAGGUGACUGGUAUUAAGUACCUUGGUAGAAGGAUCCAUGGACUCAGGUCUUGCCUCGUCAAGAGGAGGUCAGAGUUCACCUAUUAUGAGGACGCCCAGCAGGUGGAUAUCUCCACCACAGUGGAGGGGUUCCAGGAGAGGGGGGAUGACAUGAUGACGUAUCAGUUCUCUACCUCUGACAUUAUCACCACCCCUCAUGAGCCGUCCUCUGGCUCCUCUCAGCAGUUCCCCCAGGAUUCUCCACCUUCCCCUCCGCCUCCCCGGUUCCCUUCCCCUCCACCUUACCACUUCACCCAGGACCAGACCCCUGAUAGCACUUCUCAGGAGUUUGUGGAGGAGCAACAUAAUGUUGCAGAUGUGCCCCAGCUGUGGAGUUACUUUGGAAACCAAGGGACAAGCAACUUCUCUCUGAGGCUGGCUGGUAUCCGAUGUGCUAUGGAGGCUCUGACAUCCUCAGACAGUACCUCCCUUAAUUACCUCACCCACGCUGGGAGGAUGGUGUUGAGUGGACUGUCCGAGCUCAACCAGCAGGAUGUGAGCCAGUUUCAGCAGGCCUACGACAUCCUGGUGAACUUCAUUAAUGAGCCAGCAAACAGGGAGCGACUAGAGCUGGAGAUGGCUCUUGUAGGAGUAGGUUUACAUGCAAGCUUUAGCGUUAGCUGCAGGCACCGUCUGCUCAUCCAACAUCUACUCAAUGAGACUUUCUAA
Messenger RNA from Oncorhynchus keta (chum salmon), 1607 nucleotides. RefSeq lists its product as uncharacterized. The transcript is spliced from 17 exons. The record is from RefSeq and is a predicted model, not a curated record. The coding region runs from base 297 to 1607 and encodes 436 amino acids. Lineage: Eukaryota; Metazoa; Chordata; Actinopteri; Salmoniformes; Salmonidae. Gene Ontology annotation, biological process: mitochondrial fusion.